Molecule: messenger RNA, 3765 nt
Organism: Cucurbitaria berberidis CBS 394.84
Lineage: Eukaryota; Fungi; Ascomycota; Dothideomycetes; Pleosporales; Cucurbitariaceae
Product: protein prenylyltransferase
Exons: 3
Coding region: 159-3581 (1140 amino acids)
Cellular component (GO): Ski complex
Molecular function (GO): protein binding
Source: RefSeq, a predicted model, not a curated record
CACGAACACCAACAUCAAACAUUUCCGUCCCCUGCAGUUCGGGCCCCGCCACUUUUUACACGCUUCUUACGCGCUUCUUGCUCUGAUUCCUGCCUCGAAUAACCGCAUUUGCCGCAAUUCGUAGCCCAGGAAAGAACUGAGAAGGGUCUUCCGCAGUCAUGGCGUCGCACGCCGACAGUGCACACGACUUGUUGGAUCUUGACAUUUUGACAUUACGGCAAUUUGUCGACCUUUUUCCGACCGAGGGUCUAUCUAAAGUCAUCACGGGCUAUUUGAGCAGCGGCAUAUCCAAGUUUCCACUUGCAGAAGAUGGAGACACAAGAGAUGGGCCAGAUCUGAGCGAGGGCGGGGUAUCCCUAACUCAAGAUGUGCCAGUUUCACAGGAGGACUGCCUGGUGUUGAUGACUGAAGGUAUAACAGAGGCUGAAAAAUCACCACUUGCACAUUGCCUACUUGGAGACUACUACCUCUCAUUGGAGGAAUAUGAAAGUGCUGUCGAAAGCACGCGGAGGGGAUUAAGAUAUGCUAUGGCUGAGGCCAAGAAAACAGAUCUGUCUUUCCAACGGACUCGUGAUGCUCUAAGCAGCACCCUUGCUACUGCUCUCGUUUACUAUCAGACGCCUAGGAACCAUCCUGAAGCUAAAAACAUCUUUCAGUCGAUUCUUAAGCGCAAGCCCCAGUUCACCUCCGCCCUCAUCGGUAUCGGAUUGGUCCUUGAGGAGGAGGAGGAGUAUGAGCAAGCCUUUCAAUUCCUUGAGCAAGCAUUAAAGCAGGAUCCUUCAAACGGCCGCAUCGGUGCUGAGUCAGCCUGGUGUCAGGCACUCACUGGCGACUACAAAACUGGCUUGAAGAGACUUCAAGAGUACCUGGACUACCCACAACUGGACGCAUCGAAGCAGCGCGGUCGAGAACUCCGGGCACAGACACUCUAUAGAAUAGGUGUCUGUAUAUGGGAGCUUGACUCCUCGAAGACUGCUCGGAGAGAUCGCAAUGGCGCGUAUACAAAGUUACUCGCAGCAAUCAAAGCAAACCCAAACUAUGCACCCGCAUAUACGCUACUCGGCAUAUAUUACGAGGACUAUAACAAGGACCGCAGGCGAGCAAGGCAGUGCUUUCAGAAAGCAUUCGAACUGUCGCCUUCUGAGAUCGUUGCAGCUGAGCGUCUAGCUCGGCUGUUUGCUAAUCAAGGCGAAUGGGACAUUGUCGAAGUUGUCUCGCAACGAGUCGUUGACUCAGGCAAAGCGCGACAGGUUCCUGGUUCAAAGAAGAAAGGUGUUAGCUGGCCAUUUUCGGCGCUUGGUGUUGUUCAAAUGAACAAGCAAGAGUAUCAGAAGAGCGUUGUCUCGUUCUUGUCAGCACUGCGCAUUAGCCCAGAUGACUACUAUUCAUAUGUUGGUCUCGGUGAAAGCUAUCAUAACUCCGGACGAUACAACUCGGCAUCGCGCGCGUUCAACUAUGCUGAGAACCCUACGGAUGGCGUUGUCCUGAUGAGGACUGAUGAUGAAAGCUGGUUUACAAAAUACAUGCUGGCCAACGUCAAUCGUGAGCUAAGUGAGUUUGAUGAGGCUCUCAAGGGUUACGAGGCAGUUUUGCUGGAUCGACCAAAGGAGUUUGGUGUCUCGAUCGCGCUUCUUCAAACGCUUGUCGAGAAAGGAUGGCACUGCGUCGAGACUGGUUUCUUCGGAGAGGCGAUAGACAGCGCCGUGCGCGCAAUCGAGGUCGCUGCGACUAUUACCGAGUACAAGCCUGAUGCUUUUAAUCUAUGGAAGGCUGUGGGUGAUGCCUGCAGUCUAUUCAGUUGGGUGCAGGACAAGGUCGACCAAUUUCCAAUCGACAGUAUCGAGCAACUGCUUCGCAGCAAGUCGGAGGUAGGUGUUGACUUCGAUACGGAAGAGGACCUUGAUGGAAUUGGAAACGGUGCUCUCGCUUCAUUAUCCAAAAAAGAUGACUUCAUCCUAACGAAAGUACUAAAAGCCUCAAUCCUUGCCCAAAAGCGAGCGAUAUCUAGCUGCGCACACGACAUUCAUGCGCAAGCUGUCGCGUGGUACAACCUCGGCUGGACCGAAUAUCGCGCCCAUGUUUGUCUUGAACAGGAAGGAGAUGAUGAGAAGAAACUGACCACGUUCCUUCGAGCAGCUAUGAGGUGUUUCAAACGCGCAAUUGAGCUCGAGGCGGGGAACGCUGAGUUUUGGAACUCACUCGGUGUCAUCACUACCACUCUUAGUCCAAAGGUUGCUCAGCAUGCUUUCGUCCGCUCCCUCCAUCUUAACGAGAGGAGCGUUCAUACGUGGACUAACCUCGGUGCGUUAUAUUUACUCCAGAACGACCUCGAGCUCGCACACACGGCAUUCUCGCGCGCGCAAUCCCAGGAUCCUGACUACUCUCUCGCAUGGGUCGGCGAAGGCAUAGUUGCACUCGUUACUGGCGACUCUAAAGAAGCGCUGUCUCACUUUACCCAUGCUUUUGAGCUGUCAGAGUCGUCUCUACUCCUGACGAAGCGACAGUACGCGGUUUCAGCAUUCGACUUUCUCGGAUCAUCUCCAUCGUCGUCGAGCAACAUUACGAACCUUAUUCAGCCUCUAUUCGCUCUUCAGCAGCUUAACCUUCAAGCACCCUAUGAUCUUUCACACAAGCACCUCGCAGCACUCUACUUGGAGCGUGUUGGUAACUACGACGUGGCCGUGAGCGCGCUACAAUCUGUGACCGACACCGUGGAACAGGAGUACGAAAAGUCCGAAUCACUGUUGUCGCUUGCUCGUGUUGCGCAAGCUAAGACUGAUCUCGCUCGCAAUCUGCUUGCUAUUGGCUCGAAUGAGACAGCAGUAGAGGAAGCCGAAACAGCACUAGAUCUACUCUCUGAACUAGAUAGUGAAGAAAAGCAGUCCGCAUUGUCCGCCGAUCAGCUAGCUAACGUCAAGCUAUCUGCACGGCUCACCGCAGGUCUAGCACACUAUUUCAGCAGCUCCCUAGACGCGGCGAUACCGUACUUCCGUACCUCGCUCGAAGCGACAGGCUCUAACCCCGACAUCAUCUGUCUUCUCGCUGAAGUCCUGUGGGCUAAGGGUGGAGAGAAUGAGAAGCAGGUCGCUCGUGACCAACUUUUCACGGCUAUCGAGAAGCACGAGGGCCAUGUGGGUCUUUUGACUCUCAUCGGUGCGAUGACGGUCCUCGACGAUGACCAUGAGACAAUGGAAGCUAUUCAAGAUGAUUUGGAGCGUCUACGCACAAACAAGGAUCUCAGCGAUGAGCAGCUGGCUCGUGUGGAGAAGGUUAUUGAAGCCAUAUCAAUCAACUUGGGUGGUGAAGAACAGGAGCUGGAUGAAGCGAGGCGCAGUGUCAUGCUAGCGCCUUGGAAGCAUACAGGAUGGGCCGAACUUACGGACGUUACGGGUGGUAAUGUGUUCGCUAGCACGCUUGCAAAGGAGACAGCAAUGAGGAAUGCUCCGCCGAAUGGUGCACUAGAUGCCGUCAGUCUUGCUGGUGCAAUGGCGGCUACUAAUUUUGUUGGCGACGCUCAAAGAGCAAUUGUUCUGGCGCCUUGGUGUAAGGUUGGAUGGAGUGCCCUAGUAGAUUGCAUCUAGGAUUCUUGAGAAUAUGUCGUCUAAAGCUCGCCAGUCCUCUCCCAGAGGCGGUGUUACACCCUGCUAAGAGGACCGACUGAAGAGCGUAAAAGAGAACAGAGGGAAAAGCGAUGCACAUGUACUAUAGGACUUUUAUCACCAAGUAUGCUUUACAAAUAACACUAAUAUCCAACUAUGUCUAUGG